AUGCCCAGGGGACAAAAGAGCAAGGCCCGGGCUCGUGAGAAACGCCGCCAGACUAAAACGGAGUCCCAAGGGCUUGAGGGUACUCAGACCAAGGCAACAGAGAAAAGAGAGUCGCCCUCGUCCUCUGCUCGUGCUUCUGGAGAUGCUAUGGCAAGUACCGCUGCCGAUGUAUUUUCCAAGUUGUUUCAAGGAAUGCCUCAUGCCACUACUUUCAGUAUCUGCAUUGCCUGCAAAAAGUCUGAUAAAAGUGCCAAGAGCCGGCAGAAGAAAAAUAUGAGCUCCUCUAGGUCCCAACACUCCAGUAAGAGCCCACAGAAAGAUCUUAUAACAAGGAAGACAGGGAUGCUGAUUGCGUACAUGCUCAACAAGUACAAACAGAAAGAGCCCCUGUUGAGAGAAGAAAUGCUGAAUGUUGUCAACAAAAGCUUCAAGGAACAGUUCCCUGAGAUCCUCAAGAAAGCUUCCAACCGCAUGGAUCUGGUUUUUGGACUAGAGUUGAAAGAAGUUCCGCCCAGUGGUCAAUCCUAUGAGCUUGUCAGCAAGCUAGAUUUUGAGGAUGAUGGAAGUAGGAGCAGUGAGCUGGGUCUUCCCAACAGGGGCAUUCUGAUCCCUCUCCUAAGUGUGAUCUACUUAAAUGGCUACUGUGCCCCAGAGAAGGAGGUCUGGCACUUCCUGAGUAUGCUAGGAGUCCAUGAUGGAGUCCCACAUCUCAUCUUCGGGAAUAUCAGAAAGCUCAUCACUGAAGAUCUAGUACAGGAAAAAUACCUGGAAUACCAUCAGGUUCCUAGCAGUGAUCCUCCAUCCUAUGAGUUCCUGUGGGGGCCAAGAGCCUAUUCUGAAACCAACAAGAUGAAGGUGAUGGACUUUUUGGCCAACAUCAAUAAAACUGGCUCCUCUACCUACCCAUUCAGUUAUGAAGAAGCUUUGAAGAAAGAAGACAGAGCCCAGGCUGAAGGGGCAGCCCAGAGAAGCACUACAUGCAAGACCAAGAGACGUUCUAAAACCAAGUCGAGCUUUGCUACCUGCUAG
Molecule: messenger RNA, 1029 nt
Organism: Mesocricetus auratus (golden hamster)
Lineage: Eukaryota; Metazoa; Chordata; Mammalia; Rodentia; Cricetidae
Product: melanoma-associated antigen B4-like
Exons: 1
Coding region: 1-1029 (342 amino acids)
Biological process (GO): negative regulation of transcription by RNA polymerase II
Cellular component (GO): nucleus
Source: RefSeq, a predicted model, not a curated record